UCUCGGAUACAUACUUGUGAGCUCUAACUGUUGAGGUUCGUAGGAAACGUACGAAUUUCUUCCGAUGAAAGAUACACUUUAAACAAGCAAUAUAUCUGUGUUUUUUUAACAAUCUGGGCCAUUACCUACAGUAUUAGGAGAGUAACAUUUGUUAGCUAACUGACGCCGGAAAGAACAUUAUCAGUUGCAUCGCUAUUCAAUAAAGAUGACUGCAGGCUCCAUAUUUGUGCCACAAAUCAUACCAAUUCGGGUACCUCCUCCUGGGAAAGCAAAGCAUCAGAUCGACACAACAACUCCCAUCGAGAUCAAGUCUGAUACCCAGAACGUCACCGUUUACUACACUUUGGAUGGCAGUAAACCGGAGGUUGUGAAAAGACCUGGAUUUGGAGAAAACAGCACUUUGAUGUACAGUGGACCCAUACAUUUGCCUGAGGGAAAAGUGUCUGUAAAAGCACUUGCUGUUGCUAGGGAUGGCAGACAGAGUGCUGUUGUCACCAAGCUCUUUCUGGUAGACUAUUUACCUUCAGACAAGCCAGAGUCCACUGAGGACAAUGAGGACAACUUUGUGAAAGAAUAUGCUCGAGAUAUCUCCAAACAGGAAUCCGAUGAAGGAUGUUCCCCUUUUCCGAAUUUGACCAGCACAGUAGACAGUGCCAUAGAAAACGCAUCAAAGAGGUAUCAAGCAUUGAAAAUUGAGGGCAGUGACUCUCACAGGUCACCAAAGGGCCCACGUUUCAUCAGCAGUCGCCUGGGACCCCCAUCACCUGGACCUGAGCUGACCUCACACCGCACACAGGACCAGAUCACAGCUGAGGGGGAUGGUCCUCGGAAAAGCUUGUCAACCACCCAGAUUUCAAGAAUACAAAGAGAAACAGACUUCUUGAGGUGUGCCCAGUGCUUGUCCCCACGGCCCUCAGACCCCUUUGCCCGUUUCUGUCUUCAGUGUGGUGCUCCAGUGCCCCCCAUCCCAGGACAGAGGUUACCACCCACAGAAGGGGGACAGAUGGGGGUGUGCAUCCAUUGCAAAACCAUGGUUCCUGUGAACACUCCGACCUGUGUGGUCUGUGAGGCUCCAGUGGCCCCUCAGCUCCAGCCUCAGGCUAGUUUGAGACUGAAGGUGAUCUGUCCAUCAUGUGGGACAGGGAACCCUGUGAACAUCACUUACUGCGUCACCUGUGAGACCAGACUGCCAGAACCAGCCACUGUGGUGCUGGGAGGACAGAGUGCCCCCCCUCUGCCCAAUACGAAUGGCAAAAUGGUCUCCUGCUCCAAGUGCAACAGGGUCAAUACCUCAGAUGCCCGAUUUUGUGACUGGUGUGGUGCCAAGCCAGAUCCUGCAGCUAGAUAUUUGACUUGUUCCUGUUGCGGGGCAUGCAGUCACCCCUAUGCAAACUUCUGCUCCUCGUGCGGUGUAUUCCUAGAGGGACCACCAAGGCUAAACUCCCACACCAGCACAGUCCAUUCAGCAUGGGACGCUCCAGAGCUGGACCACUUGCCCAGCUUUCGCUCAGAUAGCGCCACCUGGCUUCCCGUGCCCCCCUCCCUGCCCCCUGGUGUGGCGGCAGUGCUGGCUUCAAACCGUGUGGAUCAGCAGACUCAGACGGCGGGGUUGUUCUACCCCUCAGGCACGGAGCUGCAGAAGAAAGGGGAGCAGGCGGUGCUGGAGAUGUCCAGACAGGAGCAGAUGAGAGACCGCAAGCCUUUGCUUACAGCCAUCAGCCCAGGCAGAGGUUACUGGAGGAAACAGCUGGACCACAUCUGUGCACAUUUGCGCAGCUACGCUCAAAACAACACCGAGUUUAGAGCACUGAUUGGAGAGCCACGCAUGGGCAAGAUGAUUUCAGCAAUUGUACAGGAAGACAACUACGAAGUUAGUCUGAGGAUUAACUUUGUAUCAGCAGGAUCGGAAAGAUCAAGGGAAACACGGAUGGGGAAGCCCCUUGGACUGUCUAAGAACCAGCUUCUGAGCAGCGUAACAGAGGGCAGAAAUGGCCUGUCAGGCAGUCAGACCAGCCUGGUGAGUGAGAACAGUGUGGUGUCCACUGGAACCUUCAGGAAAAGCAGGAAGUCCCGGGCAAACAGGGUUUGUGAGGAUGAAGAGAAACUGCCACCAUCCAAAGACAAACAGCUUCUGAAGGAGGUGGGGCCUGAAGGGAAGGGACAGAUCUCAGUGGUGCAGCAGCUGCUGGAUGAAGGUGCAGAUCCCUCCUGUCAGGACAGUGAUGGCCGCCCAGCUCUCACAGUGGCAGUAAUGAACUUGCACCAUGAGGUCAUCCCCCUGUUGGUGCACAAAGGAGCUGACAUUGACCAGCAGUCAGGACCGGUGAAUAACACAGCCCUCCAUGAGGCGGCGACAUGUGGGACUCAGGCUCUCCAGUGUGCUGAGACACUGCUGGGCUGUAAUGCCAGCAUCAGGAGGAAGAAUGACAAAGGGUUGACGGUGUAUGAUCUGGCAGUCAAGUCUGGUUGUCGCCCUCUGAUUUCCUUAAUUGCUGCGAAGAUGGGGCAAGGCAUGCUGGACAAACUGUCCAGACCAAGAAAUAACAUCAGCCUGGAUGCAUUCUGAUAAGGGAGGGAUGCAGGCAGUCUUACCCUUGUUUCCAUCAUCUUGGUGUUGUUGAUAUAAAAGUCUGUAAGGACUUUGUUUUCAGAUCAAGUGCUUCCCCUCCAUUUACCAAGAUACUCAGAAGUGCAACCUUCACUAUACUAUAGUAUAGCUUAUUCCAGUGUUUCUCAACCCUCUCCUGGAGGACGC
Molecule: messenger RNA, 2755 nt
Organism: Megalops cyprinoides (Indo-Pacific tarpon)
Lineage: Eukaryota; Metazoa; Chordata; Actinopteri; Elopiformes; Megalopidae
Gene: dzank1
Product: double zinc ribbon and ankyrin repeat domains 1
Exons: 21
Coding region: 206-2566 (786 amino acids)
Biological process (GO): eye photoreceptor cell development
Molecular function (GO): protein binding
Source: RefSeq, a predicted model, not a curated record